AGAGUGAGCAAGGAAUAACCUUGGAAAAGAUGAGAAAACAUAUUUUAAUAGACUCUUUUUCUUGCUAAAGACAAGCGCAACUGAUCGUUGGUCGUUCAACCACACAAUUAUAUAUUAUGAAGAUGAAAACAACAUUAAGUAUAAAUAAAUAAUAUUUGAAAGGGUGGAAAUUUACCGGAUGGCUAGAAAAGAUUUAGAGAAGAAAAGAAAAAAAAAAUGAUGAUAAAGAAACCUACAAAACAUUCUAAUUAAAAAUAACAAAAAAAAUGCGUAAAAUAAAAAUUGAGAAACACCCUCAAGAUGAAUAUUUGAAAAUGUAAAUUUGAUUUUUAUUUAAUUGCUUUACUACCUUUCUUUAUUCCUUUAUUUCUCUUUUUUUUGAAUAAAAUAUGAAAUAUAAUAGCAUUUUUGUGUACCGUGAAAAUGAUAAAAAAUGAUUAUGAGAAGAAACUAAUAAAAUAAAAACAAUGGAAUUUAUAAUUAGGUUCUCUACACUUUUUUUUUACUCCUCUGGAAAGUAAUACUUUUUUAGAAAUUGUACGCUCUUUCUCAGUUUUUCUUUUAAAAUUAAGUUUUGUACUUUAAGGACGUUUCUUAGCUAGCAUGAAGUUAAUUUUCUCUCUUUGGUAUCAGAUUAAUAACUUGUUCUUUGUUUCUUUCUCCAAAAUUCAACAAACACACACACUCUUCUCUGUAUUCCGAGAGAGUGGAGAGAAAGAGAAGGAGUUUUCAGCAGAUCAACUUGUAUUUUACAAUCAAUAUUAAAUUAUUCCAUUUUAUUUCGUGAUUUCAUUCUCGUUAUCAUUUGUUCUGUGCUUUCUGUGGAGAAUUGCGUGGAAGAAAGGUAAGAGAAUAUCUUAGUGCCUACUUGAAAGAAGCGUUAAUCUGCAAGUGUACAGCGACUGCUCAGUGGACGAGCCCCCGGUGAGAUCCGGCUCUGUGCCUCUCCAAAUCUUCCGUCAAUUCGAUAUUCUCUGUAUUGGUGCAAACGGGCGUUGAGAAAGUCAUUCCGAUAAGUGUUUUUCCCGAAGCCAUGGCUCCUGUCAAGUUCUACUACUUCCCUCACAGUCCUCCUUGCCGAGGUGCUCUGCUCACGAUCCGCGCCCUCAAUCUGGACGUGGAGCUGAUCAACGUGAAUCUGCGUGAGAAGGAGCAACUGAAGCCGGAAUACCUGAAGAUUAACCCAAUCCACACUGUGCCGUGUCUGGACGACAAUGGCUUCGUCCUGUGGGAGUCUCGAGCGAUCUCUCAGUAUCUGGUCACCACGCGAGCGCCCGGCAGCAGCCUGUAUCCGACGGAUCCCAAGAAGAGAGCCAUUGUGGAUGCUCGUCUGUAUCUUGAUGCCUAUCUGCAGGCCACUGCCAGGAUCAUCUUCUAUUCCAUUCACACUCUGGGACAAAAAACCAUCGCCAGUGAUAAGAAGAUUCGCCUGUAUCAACUGCUGGAGAGUCUGGAGACGAUGCUGGAGGGCAACAAUUACGUCGCUGGGGAUGAGCUGACUCUAGCCGAUCUGGCGAUCCUUGCUUCAAUCGCCACGUACAUUUACGCCGGUGCGGAUGUGAAGAAGUACAAGAACAUUUUGGCAUGGUACAAGCGCUGUGAGAAUGUUCCCGGCUAUCAGGAGAACGAUCAGGCUGCCAAGGCGUACGGGGAGUUCCUGAAGGGACUCCUGGGCAUCACUGGAACCUGGGAUGAGAGCUUUCCGUGA
Molecule: messenger RNA, 1708 nt
Organism: Phlebotomus argentipes
Lineage: Eukaryota; Metazoa; Arthropoda; Insecta; Diptera; Psychodidae
Product: glutathione S-transferase 1-1-like
Exons: 4
Coding region: 1034-1708 (224 amino acids)
Biological process (GO): glutathione metabolic process
Molecular function (GO): glutathione transferase activity
Source: RefSeq, a predicted model, not a curated record